Molecule: messenger RNA, 1208 nt
Organism: Vigna radiata var. radiata (mung bean)
Lineage: Eukaryota; Viridiplantae; Streptophyta; Magnoliopsida; Fabales; Fabaceae
Product: LEAF RUST 10 DISEASE-RESISTANCE LOCUS RECEPTOR-LIKE PROTEIN KINASE-like 2.1
Exons: 5
Coding region: 6-1208 (400 amino acids)
Molecular function (GO): polysaccharide binding
Source: RefSeq, a predicted model, not a curated record
AGACGAUGAGGAGAGAGAGAACAUUGUUGGUGGUACUGCUACUUAUUCUACUCCACCAUAUUUCUGCUACCAAGGACCACCAAGAACACCGUUGUCCACCUUCUUCUUGUGGCAACAUCCCCAACAUCACUUAUCCAUUUCGAUUACAAGGCGACCCAGAGAAUUGUGGUGACGAAAGGUAUGAGCUUGGUUGUGAAAAUAAUGUUACGGUGUUGUAUCUGUACUCUGCAAAAUACCAUGUUCAGGCAAUAAACUACGACAACUACACCGUGAGAGUGGUUGACCCUGCACUUCAACAUCACAACUGCUCCUCCCUUCCUAUCCGUUCUCUCUCUCGCUCCAAUUUCUCUGAUACUUACACUGACUCCGCGGAUCUAUACCAAGCCAGUCUAUAUCUGUAUCUAAAUUGGGAAUCACUGAAUUUCGAGCACAUAGUGUUUCUGAACUGUAACCAUUCAGUGAGAGAGAAUGAGAAGUAUGUGGAGAGUGGUGAGUGCGUGAAGUGGGACUCAAAGGGCUAUGCAUAUGCAGUGGGUGGAGACCUAAAAGCAGAGGACUUAGAAGUUGGGUGUGACGUGAAGCUUGUUGCUCCCACAUCGUUCAAGACUUUCAAUAAACAUUCAUACGCUGCCAUUCACAGGGCUCUCGCCUAUGGAUUUGAGAUCUUUUGGGUAAACCUCGCCUGUCAGAAUCAUUGUCCUAAUAAAGAAUUUUGCGAUUUUGACUCUUCUAGCCAGAAGCUUCUUUGUUAUCCAUUAUAUGAAGAAUCCUUAUUACAGUGGUUAAAGAUAUUAGCUGGGUUACCUUUAGAGUGGUUAGCUGAGUUAACGAGAUUACAAUGGUCACCGGCGUUACCUGGUCAAUCCCAUGGGCCCCUUCAAGAUGCUUCCUUGGAUGCUGAUCCAGUACAAGCUCUAGAACCAGAACUCGCUCCUUUACGAUGCAGUUCACGCAUUGGUAAGCCCCCAGAAAGGUAUAUCUGUUCCAUGAUAGAAACAUUAUCAUCUAUUCUUAUUCCUUCUUCUUAUAAACAGGCAUUGCAGAAUGAAUGUUGGAAGAAAGCUAUUGAAAGUGAACUUCUCGCCUUGGAAGAAAAUCAGACAUGGGAUAUAGUGCCAUGUCCUCCAUAUGUUAAACCUUUAGGCAGCAAGUUUGUGUUCUCCAUAAAGCUGCAUUCGGAUGGCUCCAUAAAUCGGUACAAGGCGUGA